Molecule: messenger RNA, 441 nt
Organism: Malania oleifera
Lineage: Eukaryota; Viridiplantae; Streptophyta; Magnoliopsida; Santalales; Ximeniaceae
Exons: 1
Coding region: 1-441 (146 amino acids)
Source: RefSeq, a predicted model, not a curated record
AUGGAAGCUGUUUCAUUUAAUUUCUCUUUAUUCCUCCCGUCUCUCGAUUCAUGCCGGAAAAUGGUUUCUGGCCGACGAAUGAAACGCCGUUCUCGCGUUCGUGUGUCGAAAAGAGAUGGGGAUUUCAGUUACGGUGGGAAACUCGUCGACGACAACAUGAUCGUUCUGAGAAAGCGAAUACGGGAGAUGAGCAUGGCGGAGGGUAGUUACGUGCCGCCCUCUGAUUGGAUGGAUUGGGAGAAGCAGUACUACAAAACUUACAAUUCUGAUGUCUGCGAAGCAAUGGGGAUUUUGCAGUCGGUGUUGAUGAAUACGAGGCCGAGCUUGGCUCUCGGAAUCUUCGUUCUUAUUGCGCUGAGCGUACCAACAUCGGCAGCUGUGAUUGUGUUUUGUUUAGUGGGGAGAGCUUUGGGGAUGGUAGCUGGGUUUGAUUAUUGGUAA